GGCAUUUUUUUCAGAACAGAGCUCCUCUUCAUGCCUUCCAGGUGCUGGAUGGAAGCAAGGCAAAAUACACUUGCAGAGCUGAACCUCUUCCACUGCAGUUCUAAAGGAGAGGGAAAGGAAUGCUGCAUGCUUUCCUCUCUGUUAAGGUUCUCCUGCUUCCCCAGUAGUAAUCAUGGUGAAGUAACAAAUUGGGAUGGGAGGAAUCUAUUUGAAAUAACUUUGUGCUAUCCUGCCAAGUGAGAUCCACCUGUCGCUGGAGGGUUUGACUCAGGACCUCAAAACCCCCAUGCCUAAUUUGCAGGGGAAGUGGCUACCUGAGAGUACAAAAAGUUAGACUCUGGAGGUUGCAUACACAGAAGAGGACCAGUCUUCUAAGUGUGACAGCAAGGAAUCACAGAGAGGAGUGUAGAGCUGCAGAACAACCUGGCUCAAGCAAGACCCAGUUUUGAAGCAGAUGGUAGUACCUGGACUCUCUGCUUAAACAGUUUUCUUCCAUUGAUUUCAAACGCACAAACAAGGUUUCCUCUAAUAUUUGGGGGAAGAGAUGGCAGCCUACGGAAAGAUGGCAGCCUGUGAUGAAGACAAGCAGAGAAACUUUUGGAUAGCUUAAGAACAUAAACACACAAGAGCAUGUUCAUUUUCUCCUGAAGUGAAGUAAUUGAUUGUGUGUUAAAGGCACCUUUAUGUUCUGCCACACAGAGAUGGUCAGCAGUCAGGCUCUCCCCAUAGCAGACAGUGGGAAAAGGAAAAAGAAAAAAAGAACAAGAGCCACAGAUCACGUCCCUGGGAAGUUUGAAGACUUGUACAAGCUGACUGCUGAGCUUCUUGGUGAGGGAGCAUAUGCCAAAGUUCAGGGUGCUGUCAGCCUCCAAACUGGGAAAGAAUACGCAGUAAAAAUCAUUGAAAAAAAUGCUGGGCAUAGUCGGAGUCGGGUUUUUCGAGAAAUAGAAACAUUGUACCAGUGUCAGGGUAACAAGAACAUUUUGGAGUUAAUAGAAUUUUUUGAAGAUGACACAAGAUACUACCUUGUCUUUGAGAAGCUGCGAGGAGGUUCAAUCCUGGCCCAUAUACAAAAGCGAAAGCACUUCAAUGAACGAGAAGCUAGCAAAGUGGUGAGGGAUAUUGCCUCUGCUCUGGACUUUCUCCAUACAAAAGGUAUUGCUCACAGAGACCUGAAGCCUGAAAACAUCCUGUGUGAAUCUCCAGAAAAGGUAUCACCAGUAAAAAUAUGUGACUUUGAUCUUGGUAGUGGGGUGAAGCUGAACAGUGCGUGCACUCCUAUAACUACUCCUGAAUUAACAACACCGUGUGGGUCUGCAGAAUACAUGGCACCUGAAGUGGUUGAAGUCUUCACAGAAGAGGCCACAUUCUAUGAUAAGCGGUGUGAUCUUUGGAGUCUGGGAGUGAUUCUGUACAUCAUGCUCAGUGGUUACCCUCCUUUUGUGGGCAACUGUGGCACAGACUGUGGCUGGGACAGAGGAGAAGUCUGCAGAGUUUGCCAGAACAAGCUUUUUGAGAGCAUUCAGGAAGGCAAGUAUGAAUUCCCUGACAAGGAUUGGUCGCAUAUAUCCUCUGAGGCCAAAGAUCUCAUCUCAAAGUUGCUGGUUCGUGACACCAAAGAACGACUUAGUGCUGCUCAAGUUUUGCAACAUUCAUGGGUUCAAGGACAGGCUCCUGAAAGGGGAUUACCUACCCCUCAAGUUCUUCAAAGGAACAGUAGCACAAAAGACCUGACGCUAUUUGCUGCCGAGGCUAUAGCCCUUAACCGCCAGUUGUCUCAGCACGAGAAUGAACUCAGCACAGAGCAGGAGAACGUUGCCCAUGCUGUGUGCUCCAUGAAGCUUUCUCCUCCGUCCAAGUCCCGCCUUGCCAAGCGCAGAGCAAUGACGCAUGCCACCAAAACCAGUGACUUUCAGCCAGUUCCCCAUAAAGCUUUUUAAACUUCUUUCCUGCUAUGGAUUGGCAAGAUCAGCCUGUGUUCUUAUUUGGAUUUUCAGCGCUGAUAAAAGCUUCUCUGCUUCUGACAGUUUGAUUAGAAGCUUGCUCUUGUGAUGUGACUUGUAACUUUAAGGGGACAGCUUUUUAUGAAAAUGUUUUUUGCUUGUCAGAUUUGGUGCAUUAAGAUAAUUUAACUGAUCUUUUUAAACCAGAGAAGAUGGGUUUGCUGCUGUAUUAUCUGAGGUGAUAAAUCACUAAGCUUUCCUUAUUUUCUUCAUAGAAGAGCAUGCUUUAAAAUGUGAAUUGGAAAACAUCAGGAAAAAAAGCUUGCUUGCUUGCUUUCUUUGCCCAGCAGAGCAUCAUGUGUCUCCCUGCUUAUGGCUGCUCUUGAUGGCACAUCUUGCAAGGUGCUGCUGCUUAGUGUCAGCAGCAGGGACUGUUUUUAACCAACAGUGCCCUUCUCUCCUCUGUAAACUCAGGAAAUGAAGAUGAUGACUGGGUGGGUUUCUGUCUCCCAUUACCUUCACUGGGCUUAAAUUGUAUGAGAAUGAUACUGUAAAGGUGCAAGGAUCGCUCAGGCUUGUAGAGAUGAAGAGGACCAGGUUGCUUUUUUAUCCUGUUGGUAGUUUGUGUCAGCAUGUGGAAUGAAAGCUGGGGUUGUGUUAUUUCUUUAUCCGACAUCUUUUUGUUCAUAUCUAAAAUAUAGUCCAUAUGAUAUCUUUUUUUUUUUUUUUCCGUAUCCUGUAUGUCCCCUUCUCUGGCAGUUGCAUUCUUAAGUCUGAUAACCACAGUAUGUAACAGACCGUUUAUAUAAACAGUUUAUAUUUAGUAUCUUUUUUUUUCUAAAUUCAUGCUAUCCCUAGUUAUACCUUCCAUGCUGUAAACUCAUAUUUCUCCAAGUCCUUUUUUCUGUGUUAUCUGGAUGACUUAAUGUGAAUGGACAAGCUUUGGUGAAUUUUGGUGUGUGAAUAAUUUAGUAUUAUCAAAUGCAGAGGUACAUCUGUACAAACAUGGUGCUGCAGCUGUUGCAGUCUGCCUCCUGCAGUGAUCUCAGGCUGGGUGUCUAGAUUUUUUUCUUCCAGUUUUAAUACUGUGGUGCACUGGGGUUAAGGAGUAACUUGGAAGGGUACUGGCUGAAAAGCUGAAGAUUUUGAGUGACCAAGGUGAAGUGUCCAUGGAGGAGGACACAGGUGUUGAGCACUUUCUGAAACAUAAGCUGUGAAAAUAGGGCCACUAAGAUGCCCAACAUGAUGCACCUUUAAACUUACCAGCCAUUUCUGAAACCCUUUGCCAGGGCAUUGUGUGCAGGGUGGAGAGGUGGAGGAGGUGGCCCCCAGGUGCCAGCACAAAACCCUC
This is a messenger RNA of Athene cunicularia (burrowing owl), 3294 nucleotides long. RefSeq names its product MAP kinase interacting serine/threonine kinase 1 (gene MKNK1). Gene Ontology annotation, biological process: protein autophosphorylation; peptidyl-serine phosphorylation; intracellular signal transduction. Gene Ontology annotation, molecular function: calcium-dependent protein serine/threonine kinase activity; ATP binding; calcium/calmodulin-dependent protein kinase activity. The transcript has 14 exons. Bases 684 to 1940 code for a protein of 418 amino acids. Lineage: Eukaryota; Metazoa; Chordata; Aves; Strigiformes; Strigidae. Gene Ontology annotation, cellular component: cytoplasm; nucleus. The record is from RefSeq and is a predicted model, not a curated record.